Carlito syrichta (Philippine tarsier) is the source of this 285-nucleotide messenger RNA. Its product is annotated as late cornified envelope protein 3A-like. Bases 1 to 285 code for a protein of 94 amino acids. The transcript has a single exon. Gene Ontology annotation, biological process: epidermis development. The record is from RefSeq and is a predicted model, not a curated record. Lineage: Eukaryota; Metazoa; Chordata; Mammalia; Primates; Tarsiidae.
AUGUCCUACCAGCAAAAGCAGCAGCAGUGUCAGCCCCCGCCCAAAUGCCCCUCACCCAAGUGUCUCCCAAAGAGCCCAGCACAGUGUCUGCCUCCAGCCUCCUCCAACUGUGCUCCAAGCCACAGGGGCUGUGGCCCCAGCUCUGAGGGCGGCUGCUGCCUGAGCCACCACAGGCCCCGCAGGUCCCACCGGUGCCGGCUCCUGAGCUCCGACUCCUGUGAUGGGGGCAGUGGUCAGCAAGGAGAGGACUCCGGCUGCAGCCACAGCUCUGGGGGUUGCUGCUGA